AACCCCAUUUUUCUCUGGUCAAAAUCUGUACUUAUUUUUUCUAUUUUCCAUGAAGACUAGAGUCACUAUGCAAACCUCUGUUCUAUAUCAUCAUCUCCAUUCUCUAUCCCCUAAAUUUCUAAGAUCUAUACCCCAUUUUUGCCCAAAACCACACCCACAAACACCUACCAUUAAUUCCCCAAAAAACCAACUCACUGAGUUGGCUUUUUGUGUUCAUAAUCCAAGAACCCAAGUUCUUGAAAACCAUUUUAAAUUUUCCAUACCCAAAAAAACUGACCAAUUUUCCUUCAUACCCAUCUCCAAGAUUCACUAUGAAUCCAUUUCUAAACACAAAAAUGGUGAAGAAAAUGAUGAUGAUGAUGUAUGGAUGAUGAUGAAAGAUGAAGCAAGAUCUGAUGUUGAUCAAGAACCCAUCUUAUCAGACUACUAUUUCACCUCAAUCCUAUCUCAUCAUACCAUGGAGAGUGCUCUAUCUAAUCAUCUCUCCAUAAAGCUCAGUAGUUCAAGUCUCCCAAGUGGGACCCUACAUGAUCUUUUCAUGGGUGUGCUCACAGAGGAUCAAGAAAUUGUUAAAGCUGUUAAAGCUGAUCUAAGGGCUGUAAAAGAAAGAGACCCAGCUUGUUUUAGUUAUGUCCAUUGUUUCCUUCACUUUAAAGGGUUUCUUGCUUGCCAAGCUCAUAGGGUGGCACAUAAGCUAUGGUUACAAAAUAGAAAAAUCUUGGCACUUUUGAUUCAGAAUAGGGUUUCUGAGGUUUUGGCUUUAGAUAUUCAUCCGGGGGCGAAGAUCGGGCGUGGCAUAUUGCUUGAUCAUGCGACCGGAGUUGUGGUUGGAGAGACGGCGGUGAUUGGAGACAAUGUGUCAAUUUUGCAUAAUGUGACAUUGGGUGGCACCGGAAAGAUUGGUGGCGACCGGCAUCCGAAGAUUGGAGAUGGGGUUUUGAUAGGGGCGGGGACUUGUGUUCUGGGAAAUGUUACAAUUGGAGAGGGGGCGAAAAUUGGGGCGGGGUCGGUGGUAUUGAAGGAUCUUCCUGCUAGAACUACUGCUGUUGGGAACCCUGCUAAGUUGAUUGGGGGCAAAGAGAAUCCAGUUAAGCUGGACAAGAUUCCUAGCCAUACUAUGGAUCAUACCUCACAUAUUGAGUUUUAUGAUUAUGUUGUUUAGAGCUAUUUAUGAUCAUAGCUUAUUGUUAGGUUGGUCGGAUUGGAUCCACGGAUCUUUGUUACCACCGUUGAUUUGUAUGUAUCAAGUGUAAAAUUAUCUUUAAUAAGUUCUCUAAAUUCUAUAGU
Messenger RNA from Cynara cardunculus var. scolymus (artichoke), 1287 nucleotides. Its product is annotated as serine acetyltransferase 1, chloroplastic-like. Gene Ontology annotation, cellular component: cytoplasm; cytosol. The transcript has a single exon. The record is from RefSeq and is a predicted model, not a curated record. NCBI's taxonomy places the organism in Eukaryota, Viridiplantae, Streptophyta, Magnoliopsida, Asterales, Asteraceae. The coding region runs from base 50 to 1162 and encodes 370 amino acids. Gene Ontology annotation, molecular function: L-serine O-acetyltransferase activity.